GCCCCUUUACCGUUUCAAAUGAUGUCAAACACGUAAGUGUAUGAUCAUUAAUGAUGGAUUAUUUUAAGUUGAUUCUGCCAUGAUAAGGAAAAAACACAUCAAAACGUGGCCCCGCGUUUUUGGACCCCAGGGGGUUAAUCCCAUUAAGUUUAACGUAACAUCCAAGAGCGCUGUUCUUUGACGGAAUAAUAACUUCCGAUUGGGAUGCACAGACUGAUUUACGAGCUAGUGAACUAAUGAGACACACGGAGCGUGAUUCAAAACAGCGCAUUUGUGUGUGUGUCCAGGUCCGUGUGUGGGUGCAGUUUCUCCAUUCAGAGAUGAGCCUGUUUAGAGGACCUCCAUUCACUAGGUGGCGGAAUAAUACGAAAGGUGAAGCGGUUACAGUGCCGUUAUCAGCACAAUAUCGCAUAGCUCUCAGCCAAUCAGAAUCGAGAACCAGAAAGAACUGUUGUAUAAAAAUAAUUACGUUUGAUUUUUUUGUAAUUGUAAUUUUAUGGAACACUGAUGGAACAUGACUUCAUUUCCCAGAAUGCUUUACUUAAAGUAUUUAAAAUGGUUGCCAAACUAUUUUCCAAAGUAACUUUCCUAACACUGAAUUUAUGUAAGAUUAUAUCUGUUGUGUGACUGUGGAAUUUCUUUGAAUUACCAUGAAUUUAAUUUCACUUCCUGUCAUUCCAAUUCCAAUUCAACUUCCUGUAGGGCGGAGUCAAUUCAAUUCAAAUUCCAAUUCAAGACAACCUUGUCAACUCAACACACAUCAUUUUUGCUUAUGUUGCUUGAUUAAAAUAAUACUCUAAACCAUAAUGCAUGAGUUUUAUCCACAUCCAAAUACUUUUGUGGCCAAUGUGGACCGACUGACAGCCUACUGCUGUUUAGUUAGGGGCUGUGUCCCAAUUCGAAGGCUGCGACCUUCUAAGGACGUAUUUUAAGACCGAUUGCAUCACAGCAGCGCGACUUGAGGCUGGUAAGGCCGUCCCAAUUCAAAGGAUGCUUAGAAUGAAGCCUCAAAAUGCGUCCUCAUUUCUCCACGCUUUUAAGGGUAGAACGAAUGGAUCCUUAACAGCCAAGGAAUUCCCAAGAUUCAUUGCGCGUCUUUCACCUUGAAAGACAGAGUGCUCACCUUUUAAGGUCUCAUGCUUAUAAGGUUGCAGCCCCUGAAUUGGGACACAGAUCGUGUUGUAAAUCUUUCCUGGCUCCUCCUCCAUGUUUUAGACCAAAUAAUUUCCUGGCAUAAAUACUCAUCUGUUCAGCUGUGUGUAAAUCUCUUUUAUUAUGGCUUUAGUGGAAACACUUCUCCUGAAUGUCUCCAGCACAGGAGCUUUACUCGCUGCUCUUCUGCUGCUUUUGGUUAUUUAUUUCUGCUUCAGGUCUCCAGAAGAUGACCAAGAACCUCCAGGACCCAAACCAUUGCCACUUUUGGGAAACCUGCACAUUCUGGACCUUAAGCAACUUCAUGUGAGCCUCUGGGAUUUAUCCAAGAAAUAUGGGUCAGUGUUCAAAGUUCAUCUUGGACCCAAAAAGAUUGUGGUUUUGGCCGGAUACAAGACGGUUAAACAAGCACUGGUGAACCAUGCUGAUGAAUUCGGGGAAAGAGACAUAACACCCAUAUUCCAAGACAUGAAUAAAGUUCACGGACUCUGCUUUACAAAUGGUAAUAGGUGGAAAACGAUGAGAAAAUUUGCUCUCUCAACUCUUCGAGACUUUGGGAUGGGAAAGAAACGGAGCGAAGAGAUAAUUAUUCAGGAGACGCGAUAUCUACGGGAAGUUUUUGAGACCUUCCAAGGAAAUCCCUUUAGUACAACCCAGCCAGUAAAUUAUGCCGUUUCUAACAUCAUCUCAGCUAUUGUUUAUGGAAAUCGGUUCGAAUAUGAGGAUCCAAAGUUUAACGAAAUGGUCAACAGGGCAAACCAGUUCAUCCUCAUGUUGGGCUCUGCUUCCAUACAGAUCUACAACAUAUUUCCAGUGCUUGGGCCAUGGCUGAAGACCUGGAGAUUGCUAAUAGAAACUUUAGAGAAAUACCAUGCUGAAAUACAGGUGCUGGUGGAUCGCUUGCGGAAGACUUUAAACCCCCUCGACUGCAGAGGAUUAGUCGAUGCCUUCCUCAUCCAAAAACAAAGCUUAGAGAAAUCUGGUGAAUAUGACUCGCAAUAUAAUGAUCUGAACCUGCUCAUGUCUGUGUCCAACCUGUUUGCUGCCGGUACUGACACCACCGGCACAACGCUACGCUGGGGUUUACUGCUCAUGGCCAAAUAUCCUCACAUACAAGAUCGGGUUCAUGAGGAAAUUGACAGGGUGCUUGAUGGACGUGAACCGGUUACAGAGGACAGGAAGAAUUUACCUUACACAGACGCUGUGAUCCAUGAAAUCCAGAGACUGGUGAAUAUAAUACCCUUGAAUCUGCCACAUGAAACCAGCUGUGAUGUGAACUUCAAUGGAUAUCUCAUAAAGAAGGGGACGAGUGUUCUGCCACUGCUGUAUUCUGUUUUGAGAGAUGAGAGCGAGUGGGAGACGCCCGACACUUUUAACCCUGAACACUUCCUCAAUGAGAACGGUCAGCUGAUCAAACGUGAAGCUUUCAUGCCCUUCUCUGCAGGACGCAGGAUUUGUUUAGGAGAGGGUUUGGCCAGGAUGGAGCUCUUUCUGUUCUUCACUUCUCUUCUUCAGUGUUUUCACUUCACUCCUCCACCUGGAGUCUCUGAAGAUGAAUUGGAUCUCACACCAGUUGUGGGUCUCAUCUUGAACCCCUCACCACACAAACUGUGUGCAGUCAGUAGGGCAGAAAAACCUCAAGUUAUAAAUAAAACAGCAGAAUAACUACUUCAGUAUAUACCUAACGAUUGUAAAACAUAAAGACUCUUACAGUGGGUCCAGUGACUUCUUUUUUGUAUGUGAAGCUUAUCAAAACAUUUAUUUAGCCCGUCAUGUGUGUGGCUCAUCAUGUCAAAAUAUGUGUUUGUGCAUCAUGUGAAAAUACGAGCUUGCUGCAGACACUACAUUUGCCAGAUAUGCAUUAAAUUUCAUGUGUAAUCAGAGUUUAGUGUUAAGUUAGCAACUAUUUUGUAAACAUAAGUGUCUCUUUCUCAUAAACCCUUUCGACGUUUGCGCAGCAGGGACGUUUUUUGACAAGAAGCACAAUGCACAAAAUUUAAAAUUGCACUAAUCGGAAGAGAAGUCACCGGCUACCACUGGACACUUGUAUCACAUUAUAAGACUCUUAGACUAUUAUAUUAUCUCAUUAGCUUUUACAUUAUACAUGUACAUUCUGUGCCUAAACAUAUUGUAUUUCAAGUUGGUGUAAAAAUUUAUAUGCUGUAAAAAUAUAUGCAGAUCAUUUAUGCAUUUGACAAAUACUUGUAUGCAAUCUGACUUACAGGGCAUUUAAGCUAUACAUUCAGCAGUUGAGCACAGGAACAUGAUAUUUCUGUAAUGAUUAAAUAAAAUGCUGUUCUAGAGGAAAUCAAA
Molecule: messenger RNA, 3465 nt
Organism: Misgurnus anguillicaudatus (oriental weatherfish)
Lineage: Eukaryota; Metazoa; Chordata; Actinopteri; Cypriniformes; Cobitidae
Product: cytochrome P450 2K1-like
Biological process (GO): xenobiotic metabolic process
Cellular component (GO): intracellular membrane-bounded organelle; cytoplasm
Molecular function (GO): oxidoreductase activity, acting on paired donors, with incorporation or reduction of molecular oxygen, reduced flavin or flavoprotein as one donor, and incorporation of one atom of oxygen; iron ion binding; heme binding
Source: RefSeq, a predicted model, not a curated record